GUACCGGGGGGGGGGCGGGGGGGGGUUGCGCAGACUCCGCUGCUGUCUGCGCCCGGCCCCGGCAUGUGGCUCCGGCCCCGCAGCUGCCAUGGCCCGGCCGGCGGGAGACCUCGCCCGGGACCUGCAAGACAGCAUUCGCAAGGUCCUGAGCCGCCCGCCCAACCCUCUGCUGCUGAAGGUGAAGCUUGAAACCAAGCCCAAGAAGUUUGAGGAUCGUGUGUUGGUGCUGACGGCCUGGCGGCUCCACCUCUUCGGGCUGAAAGUGCCGGCCAAGGUCGAAAGCUCCUUCAAUGUCUUGGAAAUUCGAACGUUAAACACAAUAAACCACAGCCAGAUCCUGGUGGACACGGAGAAAGCCACCUACAGCUUCAAAUUCCCCAGCGCGGCCAGCGCCGAGCAGCUCACCCGGCACGUCAACGCGGCUCUCAGCAAGAUCUUCCCCAGCCCCACGGCGGGCUGUCUGAGGACCCCUGAGACCCCCCGGGACACGUCCCCCAACUCCGAGAGUUCGACCUCCACCAGUCACAGCAUCUGCGGGGGGUUCUCCGAUACCUACGCCGCCCUCUGCGACUACAACGGGCUCUUCUGCCGGGAGGAGGUGCAGUGGGAUGUCGACACCAUCUACCACUCGGCCGACAAUCAUGAAUUCAACCUGCUGGACUUCAGCCACCUGGAAAGCCGGGACCUGGCUUUGAUCGUCGCUGCCCUUGCCUACAACCCUUGGUUCACGCGACUGCACUGCAAGGACCUGAGGCUGGGCUCUGAGGUAUCUGAGCAAGUUCUGCACACACUCAGCAAGUCCCAUCACCUGGAGGAGCUGGUGCUGGACAACACGGGGUUAAAAACAGACUUCGCGCUCAAACUGACCUGCGCUCUGGGAGACAACCCCGGCUCGGCCCUGCACAGCCUGGUGCUGUCGCACAACCAGAUCGAGGACAAAGGUCUCAUCUCCCUGAGCCAGCAAUUCCUCUACUUCCCCAAGGGGCUGCGGCAGCUCGGGCUCUGCAAGACGGGGGUCACCCCGAAAGGGCUGGCCGGGCUCUGUCAGACCCUGGGGGCCAACCCGGCCUUCAGCAGCUCCCUGCAACACCUGGACCUCAGCAAGAACCCCGGGCUGCUGGGCGGCGAGGAGGCCAACGGUUUUUAUUCCUUCCUGGCCCAGCCCAACGCCCUCCUGCGCCUCGAGCUGGCCGGCACGGACUGCGCCGUCGACGUGUUAUUCGGGGCGCUGCUGCAUGGAUGUUGCACUCGGCUUCGCUACCUCAACCUCUCCCGGAACUCCUUCUCGCACAGGAAAGCCAAGGACUCCCAGCCGGCCUUCAGGCAAUUCUUCUCGAGCGCCUACGCACUGAACUACGUGAGCCUGUCGGGCACGAAAAUGCCCCUGGAUGCCUUGAGGUCUCUGUUCCAGGGUCUCUCGGCCAACACCCACCUGAGUGACGUUCACCUGGACUUGAGUGGCUGUGAGCUGCGCUCGCCGGGGGCUCAGGUCCUACAGGAGCAGCUCCCAGGGGUCACUGCCGUGGGGAGCCUAGACAUCUCCGACAACGGUUUCGACUCCGAUUUGCUGACGUUGGUCCCUGCUUUGGGCAAGAACAAAUCCCUCAAACACCUCUGGCUGGGCAAGAACUUCAGCGUCAAGUCCCGGACGCUGGAGGAGAUACUUCACAAGAUUGUACAGCUGAUUCAGGAGGAAGAUUGUUCCCUGCAGUCUCUCUCUGUGGCCGACUCACGGCUGAAGUCCCGGACCAGCAUCCUCAUCAACGCCCUUGGCAGUAAUACCUGCUUGAGCAAGGUGGACCUGAGCGGGAAUGGCAUGGAGGACCUGGGGGCCAAGAUGCUGUCCAAGGCUCUGCAGAUCAACAGCAGCCUCCGGAGCAUCGCCUGGGACCGGAACAACACGACAGCACUCGGCUUCCAUGAUGUUGCCCGAGCCCUGGAGAACAACUACACCCUGAAGUACAUGUCCUUCCCCAUGAGCGACAUCACAGUCGCUUACCGCAGUGCCCCGGAGAGGACGGACGAGGUGUGGCAGAAGAUCCAAUGGUGCCUCCUCCGAAACGGCCAUUCCCAGAAGUUCUCCCAGGAGCAGGCGUUCCGACUCCAGCAGGGGAUCGGCACCAGCAGCGCCGAGCAACAGAUGAUCAGACGGCUGUGCCUGCGGGUCCAGGAGGAGGUGAGGGCUCUGCACAGCUGCCCUGCUGAUACUGUCCAGGAGGAGGUGCUCUAUGCGCGGGAGCUCAUGAAGGAGGCCAAGAACUCGCGGGCGCUGUUCCCCAGCCUCUAUGAACUGGGACACAUCUUGGCGAGCGACGGGCCCGUCCGGCAGCGACUGGAGUCCGUGGCCAAUGAGGUCUCCAAGGCCGUUGACAAGGAGCUGCAGGUGAUCCUGGAGUCCAUGGUGACACUGACCCAGGAGCUCUGCCCCAGGGCCAUGCAGGCCGCCGAGGGCCACAACAAGAUGCUGGGGGCCGUGUCAGAGCGGGUGACCGUCCCCCGCAACUUCAUCCGGGGGGCACUGCUGGAGCAGGCCGGGCAGGACAUCCAGAACAAGCUGAACGAGGUGAAGUUGUCUGUGGUGACGUAUCUCACCAACUCCAUCGUGGAGGAGCUCCUGGAGGAGUUGUACAGCACCCACAAGAGCCUGACCCAGCACAUCGCUCACCUCCAGCAGCUCUCCGAGGGGCAGGGCGGUGCUGGGAGCUCCGGGGGGACCCCACUGGACCAGCCCCCCAGGAACCAGCUGAGAGAUCCUGAGGAGACCACAGACGAUGAGCUGGGAACCAGCAUUGACACCAUUGCUAUCAAGAGGCAGAAACAUGGCAGGAAAAUCCGACCUGUCUCAGCUUUUAUCGGCGGGGCUGACCCAGACACUGAUGCCACACACUCCUGGGGCACCAACUCGCCGUCAGGCUGGCUCUCCUCGUCAGCCAGCAGCCAGUACUCGCAUUCCCGCAGCCCCUCCUUCGAGGGACUGGCUGAGCUCCCCACUGAGGGGUCCCGGCUGGAGCACCGCACCCGCGGCCGGCCCCGGCCCCCCCGGUGCGUCCCCCCGGGGCCCCGCCAGAACCAGGCUCGGACACCUGGGUCCAUUGAGCCCCAGCGGCAGGAGAAUGGGACAGUGCCGCGACUGGAUGAGGGGCUGGAGGAAUUUUUUAGCAGGCGUGUCCUCACAGAUAACACCAGCUAUCCACGGACUCCCAGAGGCUGUGGGGUGAGACCAGGCCCCUCAGACGCGCUGCCCCCCAUGCAGAAGAAGAGGCGAAAGGGGCUUUUCCAUUUUCGGAGGCAUCGGAGCCUCAAGGGGGAGAGGGAGGUUGAAGACACCCUGUGGGGGGCCCCCCACAGCUCCCCCAGCACCCCCCAAGGGACAGCAGAUGAGCCCAAGGCUUCAAUGUGGAGUUCAGCCAGCCUGGAUGAGAGGGAGGGGCAGGAACCCCAGGGAAUGGGGAUUCCCCUCCCCGGGUUGGGGGGCAGCGGAGGAAGUGGGGUGAAGGGGCUGCCCCCCAGAGGUAAGCAGGGCCCCACCGCUGAUCGUUCCCCCAACCCCAUGAGGGAGGAGUCAGAUUCUUCGGAGGCGGAGCUACUGCAGCCCUCCAGAGUGCACGGAAUCGCCCUGCCCGGAAUGGGGCGGAGCCUGGAUGGGAAGAAAGAGGGGGCAGAGCUGCAAAGGGUGGGCAGCCUACAGGAUCGAGAGAGGAGGAGGUCCUCGGACGGCUCAGAGAAAGGGGGCUGGAGACCCCAGCCUCCCCCUCAGAGCUCCAAGCCAGCGUUUGCCACCAUUCGAAGGGCUGAGGCUAGCUGGGAUAUCGCGGAGGAGAGCUCCCAGCUGGACCUGGAGGGGACGGACAUCUCCAGCGGGGCCCCCAGAGUGGAGGCAGGGGAGAAGCCCCCAAACCCCAGCUUCCUGGCAUCUGGAAAGGCCAGGGAGCCACCAUCCGGCCCCCGCCCCCCCAAGCCAGUAGCCAUCCCCCGCGGCCGAAAGCCCCCGAGUCAGCCGGAGAGGAGUCAGAGUAGCGAGGAGCAGGCAGGUGGGGCCGGCCCCACCGAGACUCGGACUUCCCCCCCCGUCGCCCGCCCCCGACCGGACCACUUGGAAACAGAAGGGGGGUCCGAGGUGGGGCGGAAGGCGGCCCCUCUGAAACCUCAGCGAACGCGCCGGGCGCAGUCCUGUGACAAACUGGAAUCAGAUCAGGGUCGAGACCCCGGAGCCAGAGGUGCUGCUAACGCCCCCCUGCCGGACCCCCCUCCGCCCCCGCCCUCGGAGCAGCAUCAGCCCCCUCGGAAACCUCGUCUCCCCAUCUCCCGGCCUUUCCUCUCUGUGGACCAGGCUGUGGGAACCCAGGAGUCCGGGACAGACUGACAGACCUGCUAUUGAGUAUCAGCCGUGCCACCAGCUGGGAGAAGAGGGGGAACGUGGAAGCCUGAGAACAGAGAGAGAGAAGGGACGACUGGGCCUUCCCCAAGAUCCAGCCAUGAACCCCCCAAAACAAGGAUCAGCACCCCCCCCACAUGGCCUUGGGGCUGCAGACCCUGCCCUGCCCCCCCCACCCUUCCCUCCCGCCUCACUUCCACUCCUCCGUUCAGGUCUGUUUUGUUCCCUCACUUCUGCCCCCCCACCCCAAUCCCUCGAGGGACGGACCCCUGUUUUCACGGCGUGCCCCCCGGCGGGAGGAGGCAUUGCUCCCCCGGGAGGAAACAGCGGGCGGGACUCUGAAUGCGGCUCAUCCCCCCUGCACCCCCCACCGCCCCCCAGCUGCCCACCCCCCAUUUUCCACCCCUCCAGGGUCCCUGUCUAUUUUCGGCUUGUACAGAAGGAAGAGAGAAAUAAAUUCUAUAUGGCGACCGGAGCG
Chelonia mydas (Green sea turtle) is the source of this 4853-nucleotide messenger RNA. It is a transcript of the gene CARMIL3, whose product is annotated as capping protein regulator and myosin 1 linker 3. Lineage: Eukaryota; Metazoa; Chordata; Testudines; Cheloniidae. The transcript is spliced from 41 exons. Gene Ontology annotation, biological process: cell migration; regulation of Arp2/3 complex-mediated actin nucleation. The record is from RefSeq and is a predicted model, not a curated record. Gene Ontology annotation, molecular function: protein binding. The coding region runs from base 89 to 4363 and encodes 1424 amino acids. Gene Ontology annotation, cellular component: plasma membrane; lamellipodium.